Perca fluviatilis (European perch) is the source of this 1923-nucleotide messenger RNA. It is a transcript of the gene arl5c, whose product is annotated as ADP-ribosylation factor-like 5C. The coding region runs from base 206 to 745 and encodes 179 amino acids. The record is from RefSeq and is a predicted model, not a curated record. Gene Ontology annotation, biological process: protein localization to Golgi membrane; intracellular protein transport; vesicle-mediated transport. Gene Ontology annotation, molecular function: GTPase activity; GTP binding. Lineage: Eukaryota; Metazoa; Chordata; Actinopteri; Perciformes; Percidae. Gene Ontology annotation, cellular component: cytoplasm; trans-Golgi network. The transcript has 6 exons.
GUUUCUGAGGUUAGAACAGAAGCGCCACCCACUAACGUUAUGCAGAAGUAGAAAGCGAUAUUAGUUGAAGGAAUCCAAAUCCGAGUUUGUCUGCCAGGUAGCUGUUAACCGAUACUGAAGUUGGUCUCCAGGAACAGGAGCGUUUACUAGAUUUUUUUUGUAUUCAUUACUUAUAGGCUACCUCUCAUACAAACACUUGUUGGACAUGGGGUUUCUUCUGACCAAGAUGAUGGCUGUGUUCGGUGACAGAGAGCACAAAGUCAUCAUUGUGGGUUUGGACAAUGCUGGGAAGACAACCAUCCUCUAUCAGUUUCUGACGAAGGAAGCCGUCCACACAUCCCCAACCAUCGGCAGCAACGUUGAGGAGAUCACCGUAGGUAAAACAAACUUCAUGGUUUGGGAUAUCGGAGGACAGGAGAGCCUUCGAGCCAGCUGGUACUCAUACUACGGCAACACAGAGAUUGUCAUUUUGGUUGUGGACAGCACCGACCGUGAACGUCUCAAUCUCACCAAAAAGGAACUGCACCGAAUGCUCGCACAUGAGGACCUACAGAAUGCAGCCGUUCUUAUUUUGGCUAACAAACAGGAUGUGAAAGGCUCGAUGACAGCGGCAGAGAUCUCCCAGUGCCUCACACUCGACUCAAUCUCAUCACACUCAUGGCAUGUUCAAGCCUGCUGUGCCCUGACAGGAGAGGGUCUACCUGCCAGUCUGGACUGGAUGAAGUCACGGGUUAUUGCAAACUAGAGCACACUCCAGUGGAUCAAACUUCCUCAAAUUUAGCCAACCUCGAAAGGCACUGCAGAUUCCACGUCAGGAAUAUUUACAUUGGUAACUUUUUGGGCAAAAUCCUGUGAACAUGACGUCUGUGAUAGAGCCACACUUAUAGUUUUACACAGCUGUGUGAGGCCUCAGGGUGGACGAACAAGAGAGAAACCUGGGUAAUCUUAGAGUCGGUUAACGUAAACCAAAUAUCAGUAAAUUGUUGAAUUUUGCAUUGUUCAAGGACCGGUCGGUUAUAUUUUAAUAAUCUGGUUAACUGGAGAAGUUUUUCUCAGUUUCUUUCUCUCGUGGUUAUGAAAAAGUACACAGUUAGGGAGUGUUUUUGUGCAUUUCCUUGAGUGAUCCAUGCAGAGAGGUGCACCAUCUUUAUAUUAGACAUCCUUCCUGACCGGAAAUAUCACAUUCCACUAUAACUACUUCCUUAAUCUCUGGGCUUAACAAGGGACAACCGGUUACUUUAUUGAACCGUAAAGUAAAGUAGUAACUAAGGUAUCAUUCAUUCAUUCAUAACUAGAACUGAACACAUUGUACCAAAAACGUUACACCAUACAUUUAAGGCAGAUAGAUCACAGAUGAUAACUAAUAACACUAAAGCAUAAACUAUGUUGUGUGUUAAGUGUUGCUUUUCUCAUAUUUUAAUUUUAUUAGGUUAUCUGGUGCCCUUUCGGUUCCCUUGUGCCUUCACAUAUAAAUAGCUUUAAACGUGCCAAUCCUAAUCUAAUUUUGACAACCGAUUUAGUAGCCUACCUCACUAGUUACAAAACAGCUUUCCAAUUACAAAGUCAUUUUAUUAGCGGCUUAUUAUUAAGCUUCUAUCAUGAAAGACUUUUACACAAUAACAGAGAAGAAACUAUAGAGAACAUACUGUAGCUCUUGUGGCCUCAGAAACUGCAAUGUUGGUAUAUAGUCUGCACCACAUGUAUUAAAUGAUAUGUUAUGCCAUUGAACAGCAGGACUUCUGUGUUAGACCUGAACAUGUUUUGUAAUUUAUUUUAGGAAAACAAAGCUCUUGAACUAUAUUUACUGUGUAAUUCAGCAAUUUCCUGAAUAGGAAAAGGAGCUAGCUGCUAAGGACUAUGAGUCAUAUUUCAAAUGUAUAUAUUGUAUUGUGUAUUUUUUUAAAUAAAUAUUAUUAUUGCAAA